Colletotrichum godetiae is the source of this 812-nucleotide messenger RNA. RefSeq lists its product as uncharacterized. The record is from RefSeq and is a predicted model, not a curated record. Bases 108 to 518 code for a protein of 136 amino acids. NCBI's taxonomy places the organism in Eukaryota, Fungi, Ascomycota, Sordariomycetes, Glomerellales, Glomerellaceae. The transcript has a single exon.
CUCGACCAUUUCGGACUCUCAGAGUCUGACUUUAUCCAUAGAAGUCCCGUUCAGUACGGCGACGUCGACCCGAGAAUCACAGCCAUAUCAAUGACCCGUUGUUAUGCAUGCCAUCCUGGCCUAGAACCCGGGCCAGCCUCGCUCUCCCCUUUGGGCCCACGAGCACUCGAGCGUCGACUCUCGACUAUCGAGCACCAGACACUGGACAGCAAACACACAGCGGCACCAUGCAGAACCAGGUGAGCACUAACAGGUGCGGGCAGUGGGCACCGCUGAGCACAGCAGACGACUCUCCCGCACCAGACCAUCACAGACCACACCAGAGCGAUGAGGAAUGCUUGGCUUGCGCAGUGAGAGCCCGCCAACGACAAAAGACGUUGGUCAUUAGCGCCAGCACAUCCAAACUCUCGCCGCCUUCUGUCUCACGGUCUCGACCUCGACCUCGACCUCGACCUCGACCUCGACCUCGACCACUAUCAACGCCAAUGCAACGACAUGGAGAGAAGAGGAGCCCCUAGAGACAACAGCCUGUCAGGCUUGACGGAAAUGGCGUCUGUCCGCCCCCGGAUCUGUCCCCAAUGCGGCCAUGCCUAUCAAACUAGGCCGCUUUACAGGCCGCUAAAGCUUCUGCCAACCGAACUUUCAAAAACUUAGACUUUUGCGCCUCUGUGACUAUUUACCAGCCCUCGAUAGCAGCCGAUGGAUUCGAGAGCUCUGUCACAAGGCCACUCACUACUGGCUCAGCGUCCAGCUGCCCCUUCUGUUUACCUUUGCAUCGCAUCGCGCUGGGUGAGGUGCUUCUUGGUUCUCUG